This is a messenger RNA of Rubroshorea leprosula, 996 nucleotides long. The record is from the annotation of a GenBank genome assembly. NCBI's taxonomy places the organism in Eukaryota, Viridiplantae, Streptophyta, Magnoliopsida, Malvales, Dipterocarpaceae.
UGUGCUGUGAGUUUCAGUUCAGAGGCCAUUCCAAAUGGCAUUGGGUUUGGAGGGCGAAUUAAUCACUUUGGCCUGUUCCUCUCGGCAGCCUUUGAUCAGGGGCACACUUUCUCUUGUGCAACGUUCAACAGCCCUUGCCUUUCAAAGAGCAGUAAAAUCUGCCCAGAAGUGAUAGAAUGCUGGGGAGUUGUUAGGAAAGGAACCCAGCAAGAAAAACAAGAUGCUCUUAAAGGGACUGUCCUAGAAAGGUUUAAGGAGGACCGGAAUAUGCUCAAUAUGGUAGGGAUUGCAAAUGCUAGUGAGUAAAUGUGAUCAACUUUGGCCUGCACUUUCAGAUGGGGCUUCGACAUUCAGAUCGGUGGUUAAGGUUAGAAGUCUUGUUCAAUAUUUGUCAAGUUCAAGGAAAAUUGUUUUCAUCUCUAGUUCCUGAUUCCUCAAUCAAACCGAACUUUAUUUUUUAAUCAAUAUAGUAAUAUAAUCCCCAAGAACGCAAGUGUAUCAUGUGUACGCCAGUUCCUCUCUUACAACUACAGAAAUUUACUGGUGGUUAGAAACAGGAAAUUACAGCAGUGAUUAUUAAGAACCAUACACUAAUCUACUCAUCUCACAGAAAUACUUUUAUGCCUCUUUCUUAUGCUAGAAAUAGUAAUUAUAAUGUUUCUCUAUUCCUUGCAAAGAAAUAUCAUGUAAUAUGAAUCAUUUAACUGUUUUGGCUCUCCCUUGUUGCUUAAGUUUCAAUAUAUUCGUGGGCAGCAUAAUGUAGCUUGCCUCUUUCAUGCAACUUUUUAGAUUUAUGAUAUUAUUCAGUUGAUGCAGUAGGUAGUUAGUAGCUAUUAGGAUAAUUGUAUAUCAAGCUUUUCUUUUCCAUUAUAGGAAUUUUUCUGUUUUUCAAAUGCCUCUGUAAUUUUUAAGCUCUGUUAUAACUAGAGGGGUUACUGUAAAGUUAACGUUGCUUCUUUAAUAUGUCUUAGUAGAAAAUAAACUGUUCAAACUCUA